AUUUGACCACCUCCGCAUUCAUUGCUGCGCUUCGAAGGAUGGCAGCGCGAAGAGGCAAGCCCAGUCACAUGUAUAGUGACAACGGGUGAAACUUCGUGGGCGCCAGUAGAGUACUGCAAGAAGAAUAUCAAGAAAUAAUACAAGUAUUCAACGAAGAAUUCAAGAAAGAGAUAACAGACAUGGAGAUCACGUGGCAUUUCAAUGCCCCGUCCUGGCCAUCAGCAGGUGGAUUAUUUGAAGCCGCAGUCAAAAGCUUCAAAUACCACUUUAAACGUGUAGUAGGCGAACAGAAACUUACCUUUGAAGAAUUCUAUACUUUGUUGACCCAAAUAGAAGCCUGCUUAAACUCAAGACCUCUAUGCGCCUUAUCAGAAGACCCAGAUAACCUGGACUUCCUAACACCGGCACAUUUCCUAACCGGCGGGCCUCUCUUAACAAUAGUCGAAACGGAAAGAGACAUGAGAACAAGAUUGCAACUAACUCAAAAAAUAUAUCAAGACAUUUGGAAGCGGUGGCGCUCCGAAUAUCUGACUCAAUUAUCGUCAAGAAGCAAAUGGACACAACCAUCUGAAAACAUAAAUCUAAAUGACGUGGUGAUCAUUCAAGACGACAACCUGCCGCCAGGCAAGUGGCUCAUGGGCAGAGUCGUUGAACUUCAUCCAGGACAAGACGGUUACGUGCGAGUAGUUACACUGAAAACCAAAAGUGGACUCAUUAAACGCCCUGUAACGAAAGUAGCAAGAUUAAUAAAACAGCAAGAGAACGACAAUCACGAACAACAAAACGAAAUCAAAAACACUAGAAAGCAAGAACCUAAACAAACAACAAACAAGACACCAACGAGAAAACACACUACGUCAUCAAUACUAGCAGCAUGUUUACUAUUUAUGACACUGAUGACGGGAGCAGAAAGCAAAGUGAAUAUUACAAAAUUUCGAGAAAAUCAAGGCCUAUAUUUUGACAAGAUUUCAAACAUGCAACUAAUAAAAGAUGAAUGGAAACUCAUCGUAUAUUACAACAUGGAACCUUAUGAACAGGGCAUUACAGCUCUAAAUACCUACCUAGAAAACUUAGAUAAAACAUGUUCGUCAUUACACGAUCAAGCAUUGUGUCAUGCAGUCCUACUCCAAUUACGUCACGGCCGCGAUGAACUUGAGUACUACGAUCAGCUGUUGCUGAGCCGACAAAUCACCACGCAGCCAACACAGCGACGUAAGCGCCGGGGCCUUAUCAAUGCCAUUGGAUCCAUUGCAAGUGACCUAUUCGGCGUAUUAGAUGAAAGAUUCGCCGAACAAUACAAGAGAGAUAUCAGCUUACUACAAAACAAUCAAAAACAUAUGAUUCAGCUAUGGAAGAAUCAAACGUCUAUAGUAGAAGCAGAAAAUAAUCUAUUGAAACGAACGGAAGAUAUAAUUAACCAACAACACAAAACAUUAAAUCAACACAUAAAUUCCUUAGAAAAGGCCAUAAACCAGUUAAAAGGCGCAACAGAAGGCAAUAUGAUCCUAAAUAACUUUGCUAUAGGGGCGAUUAUAGCAAGCAAUAUGCUUGCCAGUUUAAAAAACCUACAAAACAAUUUAUUGGAUACAAUUACCGACACCCAUCAAAAUCGUUUCAACUUACACUUGAUGACUCCAGAACAACUGAUGGAAGAAUUAAGCACGGUCUCCAGUCAGCUACCAAAAGAUGUAACUCUACCCAUAGAAAACGUCCAUUCGGACUUACGCAAAAUAUACAAUCUUCUCAAGAUAAGAGCACGGAUGCUGGAAGAUUAUCUCAUCUUUGAAAUUAGAAUCCCGCUCAUCAGCAGAGACAGCUACGAGCUUCUGAAAGUCAUUCCAAUUCCCAAGAUUCAAGAUGAGAAAUCGAUAAGUAUAGUUCCUGUCUCCGAGUAUGUAUCUAUAAACAUGAAAAAAGAUACUUACAUACCUAUGAGUGAGAGUGACGUCAAUGCCUGUUUACUGCAGUUUGAUAUGCACUUCUGCCACAGUUGGAAACCAGAAUAUCAGUUAAAUGAAGACAAGAACCUAUGUGAAAUAGAACAUUCUGAAUGCAAAACGCAAGUAAACCCGUGCAAAAACACAUGGCAAGAAAGUUACGCCACAAACACCUACAUUUACUUUUGUUGUAAACAAUGCAACGUCAGAGUUAUGUGCGGCGAUCAAGUGACCGCGCAUCAAUUACAAGCCGAAGGUCUAGUUACCGUAGGUCAUGGUUGCAUCAUAAAGACGGAUAAGCUGUCUAUAUUUCCACAUAAAACACACUCCAGCGAAUUCAAGAUCUGGCCUAAUGUAUACAUCCCUAAAAUGGCACCAAUUAAUAAUAUAAUCAACAUAACGAUACCGCAUCUUACGAUUGAAAACAAAUCCGAAGAAUUGAAACAAGAAGCUGAAAAAAUAGAAGAGAAGAUCAAGAUCGCAAAGGCGAAAGGAGACGAAGUCCUAAUCGAGGCAGAUAAUCUAUCAUUACACGAUAUACACCAUUAUGUCAUGAUAUAUGUCGUGGUAAGCAUCGCCGGUAUAAUUGGUGUGAUAAUGAUCAUACGCCGAUUGCGAUGUAAAUGGCAUAUUCCACCUUCGGUAGCCGAACCAUCGAUAAUGAUGAACGAAUUGAACUCACCAUCGCCUGUUGUCCAAGCUGCAGCAGCGCCGAGAAGCUCCAGAACUGCGCGACAAGUCGACGAGUACGCAGUUCUUGAAAGACAAGUAGAUAGAAGCACAUCUCCUGCACCGAAGAGGAUCAUCAUCCCCCGUUCUCAGGCUGAUCUUCAUCAGUGAACAGUGCAGUGAUGUUAUUUUAUAAGUUUUAUUUAAGAUAGUUUAGUUAUGUACAUGACAUGUAAACAUAUUUAAGUUUUGUCAAGAUUGUUCCCUCCCUAUCCCUACUAACAACAUCCCUAUUCCGCGCCCCCGGAAUAUGUACAAAGUACAAUAAGUCACGAGUAAUUAUGUAGGUCAUGCAAACGCUGCAAUAUUUAAUUUUAUUAACUUGAAGCAUUCGCCGAUCAGUUCUACACAAGUUCUCAACCUAUUAAUUAGUGUGCACACAAUUGUCAAGAUUUAUAUUGUAAUUAUCUUAAAUAAAUAAUCAAGAGUUUCAAGAGUUUCCUUCUAUCAAGACAACUAC
This is a messenger RNA of Ostrinia furnacalis (Asian corn borer), 3126 nucleotides long. RefSeq lists its product as uncharacterized. Gene Ontology annotation, molecular function: nucleic acid binding. The coding region runs from base 180 to 2777 and encodes 865 amino acids. The transcript has 2 exons. NCBI's taxonomy places the organism in Eukaryota, Metazoa, Arthropoda, Insecta, Lepidoptera, Crambidae. The record is from RefSeq and is a predicted model, not a curated record.